This is a messenger RNA of Manihot esculenta (cassava), 734 nucleotides long. RefSeq lists its product as uncharacterized. The coding region runs from base 133 to 468 and encodes 111 amino acids. The record is from RefSeq and is a predicted model, not a curated record. The transcript has 3 exons. Lineage: Eukaryota; Viridiplantae; Streptophyta; Magnoliopsida; Malpighiales; Euphorbiaceae.
AAAAGAAAAAGAAAAAGCGACCUGCACACGUUCCUAAAACCCCGGAGCCCGGUAGCUGCCUGCAAGCUGCAACGGCCCGAGAAGGGUUUUGCCAAUCCUGGAUCCUAGUCCUAGAUAUUCAGAGUUUUGAAGAUGGCGUGGAGGCAAUUAAUCAGCAACUCAAGGGCAGUUUCAUUCCCUCAAGCAAACUCAACACCUGGGUUCUCCAGAUUCUUCUCCAAAUCUCCAGCUUACAUCGUGAAAGUUGGAAUUCCCGAGUUUCUAAAUGGAAUAGGGAAAGGAGUUGAAGCUCAUUCAGCCAAGCUUGAAUCUGAGAUUGGUGACUUCCAGAAACUUCUUGUUAUCCGAACCUUGAAGCUCAAGAAGCUAGGGAUUCCUUGCCAACAUAGGAAGCUGAUAUUGAAUUAUGCCCACAAAUAUAGGGUGGGUCUCUGGAAGCCUAGAUAUGACCUUGUGAAAGCAAAAUAGUUCUACCGAGUUUGCUCGGAUGAGAAGAUCUUUGUUUGCUGCAAAUGAUAACUGAUCGACACUGGUUUGGGGUUCUGUAGUUGCAUCGGUUCUUUCAAAUUUCUUGACCAUUUUUGUAGUAUUGCAUGAUUUGUUGACUAUCAUCAUAAUUUUGUUCUCCAAGAAUAGAGUAGAAUAAUGUUUUCCCUCCCUUGCUCCAUCUGUUUUGUAACUGCCAUUAACUUGACUCUGCAAAUUACGAUGAAUGGCAAAAUAGUUGAACUGAA